Messenger RNA from Nycticebus coucang (slow loris), 14586 nucleotides. RefSeq names its product myosin phosphatase Rho interacting protein (gene MPRIP). Bases 182 to 7384 code for a protein of 2400 amino acids. Lineage: Eukaryota; Metazoa; Chordata; Mammalia; Primates; Lorisidae. Gene Ontology annotation, molecular function: actin filament binding. The record is from RefSeq and is a predicted model, not a curated record. Gene Ontology annotation, cellular component: actin cytoskeleton. Gene Ontology annotation, biological process: actin filament organization. The transcript is spliced from 25 exons.
CGCGCGCGCUGUGAGGCCCGGGCGGGCGGCAGCCUCGGCGCGUGCAGGGAGCCACCGGCCGGAGGAGGCCGGGCCGGGCCUGCGGCGGGGUCGGCGGGGGAUGCGGCGACGGCCGCGCUGAGCCCGAGCCCGCCGGAAGCGCCGCGCCGGCCGGGCCUGCGCUGCCGCUGCCGCGCGGACCAUGUCGGCGGCCAAGGAGAAUCCAUGCAGGAAAUUCCAGGCCAACAUCUUCAACAAGAGCAAGUGUCAGAACUGCUUCAAGCCCCGCGAGUCGCAUCUGCUCAACGACGAGGACCUGACGCAGGCAAAGCCCAUUUAUGGUGGCUGGCUGCUCCUGGCUCCAGAUGGGACUGACUUUGACAACCCAAUACACCGGUCUCGGAAAUGGCAGCGACGGUUCUUCAUCCUUUACGAGCACGGCCUCCUGCGCUAUGCCCUGGAUGAGAUGCCCACGACCCUCCCUCAGGGCACCAUCAACAUGAACCAGUGCACAGAUGUGGUGGAUGGGGAGGGCCGCACGGGCCAGAAGUUCUCCUUGUGCAUCCUGACACCUGAGAAGGAGCAUUUCAUCAGGGCAGAAACCAAGGAGAUCGUCAGCGGGUGGCUGGAGAUGCUCAUGGUCUAUCCCAGGACCAACAAGCAGAACCAGAAGAAGAAACGGAAAGUGGAGCCUCCCACACCGCAGGAGCCCGGGCCUGCCAAGGUGGCUGUCACCAGCAGCAGCAGCAUCCCCAGUGCUGAGAAGGUCCCCACUACCAAGUCCACUCUGUGGCAGGAGGAAAUGCGGGGCAAGGACCAGCCAGAUGGGAGCAGCCUGAGUCCAGCUCAAAGUCCUGGCCAGGGCCAGCCUCCUGCUGCCAGCUCCCUACGGGAACCUGGGCUGGAGAGCAAAGAAGAGGAGGGCGCUGUGAGCAGUGACCGCAUGGAUGGUGGCCGCAAAGUCCGAGUGGAGAGCGGCUACUUCUCCCUGGAGAAGACCAAGCAGGACAUGAAGGCUGAGGAACAGCAGCUGCCCCCACCGCUCUCCCCGCCCAGCCCCAGCACCCCUGACAACAGGUACAGUUGCUCCAAGUCACCCUUCCAGGAGCUUGGUCAUCCUCUUGCUUCCCCAGGUCCUCGGCUCCCAAGCCAGAUGGUUUGCAGCGUCUCCCUUGGCUCCCUGGAUGCAGCUGGCCGGCCCCCCACCCAUGUGGACUCUGGCAGCCCCGGGGGGCAGGGGGCAGACAGACUGGGGAGCGCCUUUGCCUUUAAAGCCAGCAGGCAGUAUGCCACCCUGGCCGACGUCCCCAAGGCCAUCAGGAUCAGCCACCGAGAAGCCUUCCAGGUGGAGAGAAGGCGGCUGGAACGUAGGACUCGGGCCCGGAGCCCUGGCAGGGAAGAGGUGGCCCGCCUGUUUGGCAAUGAGCGGAGGAGGUCCCAGGUAAUUGAAAAAUUUGAGGCCCUGGACAUUGAGAAGGCUGAGCACAUGGAGACCAACACGUCAGCACGGCCCUCGCCCACCAGUGAUACUCGCCAAGGCCGCAGUGAGAAGAGGGCGUUCCCUAGGAAGCGGGACUUCACCAGUGAAGCCCCCACAGCUCCUCUCUCAGAUGCCUCGGCUUCCCCCCUGUCUCCACACCGCAGAGCCAAGUCACUGGACAGGAGGUCCACGGAGCCCUCCAUGACGCCUGACCUGCUGAAUUUCAAGAAAGGCUGGCUGACCAAGCAAUAUGAGGAUGGCCAGUGGAAGAAACACUGGUUUGUCCUGGCUGAUCAAAGCCUGAGGUACUACAGGGACUCGGUGGCUGAAGAGGCAGCCGACUUAGAUGGGGAAAUUAACUUGUCUACAUGUUACGAUGUCACGGAAUAUCCAGUCCAGAGAAACUAUGGCUUCCAGAUACACACAAAGGAGGGUGAGUUCACCUUGUCAGCCAUGACAUCUGGAAUCCGGCGGAACUGGAUCCAGACCAUCAUGAAGCACGUGCACCCAGCCAUUGCCCCAGACGUGACCAGCUCCCUGCCAGAAGAAAAGAGCAAGAGCAGCCCUUCUUGUGAGACCUGCCCAAGGCUGAGUGAGAAGCAGGAGGCGGAGCCUGGGGAGCUAGACACUGAGCAGAGGAGGAGCCGAGCUCGGGAGCGGAGGCGGGAGGGCCGUUCCAAGACCUUUGACUGGGCUGAGUUCCGCCCCAUCCAGCAGGCCCUGGCUCAAGAGAGGGCUGGCACUAUGGGGACCCCUGAUACCCCUGAGCCUGGGCGCCCUGAGGCAGAGACCGGUGAGCUGGAGCGGGAACGUGCACGGCGGCGGGAAGAGCGCCGCAAACGCUUUGGGAUGCCGGACACGGAGGAUGUAGCCCUGCGCAUGGAGGUGGACCGGAGCCCAGGGCUGCCAGCAGCCCCUGACCUCAAGACACAGAACAUCCAUGUGGAGAUCGAGCAGCGAUGGCAUCAAGUGGAGACCACCCCUCUCCGGGAAGAAAAGCAGGUGCCCAUUGCCCCCCUGCACCUGUCCUCCUCGGAGGAUGGAGGAGACCGGCUUUCCACUCACGAGCUGACCUCUCUGCUGGAGAAGGAGCUGGAGCAGAGCCAGAGGGAGGCCUCAGACCUUUUGGAGCAGAACCGACUCCUGCAGGACCAGCUGAGAGUGGCCCUGGGCCGGGAGCAGAGUGCCCGCGAGGGCUAUGUGCUACAGACUGAAGUGGCCACUUCCCCAUCGGGUGCCUGGCAGAGGCUCCAUAGAGUCAACCAAGACCUCCAAAGUGAGCUGGAAGCCCAGUGCCAGCGCCAGGAGCUGAUCACGCACCAGAUUCAGACCCUGAAACGCAGCUAUGGUGAGGCCAAGGGUGCGAUCCGGCACCACGAGGCUGAGAUCCGGAGCCUCCAGGCACGGCUCAGCAAUGCUGCCGCUGAGCUGGUCAUCAAGGAGCAGGCGUUGGCCAAGCUGAAGGCAGACCUGAAGCGGGAGCAGGGCAGGGCCCGCGAGCAGCUGGAGGAGUGGCAGCACAGCGAGGCAGCACUGAGUGGCCAGCUGCGGGCCAGUGAGCAGAAGCUCAAGAGCGCCGAGGCCCUACUUCUGGAGAAGACGCAGGAGCUGCGGGGCCUGGAGACACAGCAGGCGCUGCAGCAGGACCGGCAGAAGGAGGCGCAGAGGCUGCAGGAGCGCAUCGCCGACCUCAGCCAGCAGCUUGGUGCCAGUGAGCAGGCACAGCGCCUGAUGGAGGAGAAACUGCGGAGGAACUACGAGCUGCUGCUGGAGAGCUGUGAGAAGGAGAAGCAGGUGCUGCUUCAGAGCCUGCGGGAGGCUGAGGACAAGGCCACCGCCUACGAGGACCAGCUACAGGGCCACGCGCAGCAGGUGGAGGCCCUCCAGAAAGAGAAGCUGAGCGCCUCAUUUGAGGGCAGCGAGCAGGUGCACCAGCUGGAGGAGCAGCUGGCAUUGCGGGAGGGCAGCCUCCGCAGGCUCGCCGAGCACGUGCAGAGCCUUUGUGACGAGCGAGACCUCCUCAGGCAGCGGCUGCAGGAGCUGACAGAGCGUGUGGCCACGUCUGAUGGGGACAUGACUGAGCUCCAGGAGAAGCUGCAGGGAAGGGAGGCUGACUGCCAGCGCCUGGAGCACGCCUUGCGGAGGGUGUCCAGCCAGCUCCAGAAUGCGCACGUGCUGCUCAGAGAGAAGGAGGAAGAGCUGGAGCGCAUCAAGGAAAUGCAUGGGAAAGUUCUGGAGAAGAAAAAUCAGGACCUCAAUGAGGCUUUGGUUAAAAUGGUGGCUUUGGGGAGCAGCUUAGAGGAAACAGAAAUUAAGCUUCAGGCAAAGGAAGAGAUUUUAAGGAAAUUUGCAAUUGAAUCUUCAAAGGAUGCAGAAGAGACACAGAGUGCCCCAGAAGAAAUAGAAGGAGACGGCAUUUUGCUCUUGGGCCAACAGCUUCAAGUCACUGUGGCACCUCUGGGCUGCCCACAUACAAGACUUGAGGAGGAGGAUGACCUGGGAACCACCCCGGGGGAGGAGUGUGGUGACAGCAGCCUUGGCGGAGAAGAGAGCCUGGUGCUCGUGAAGUUGGCAGAAGUGCCUGACAGGGAGGGCCACCCACAUGGCACAGGCAGAACUGACCAGGGGGCACCUGGGGUCAAAAGGCAGAGGAUCCGUUUCUCCACAAUCCAGUGCCAGAGGUACGUCCACCCUGAAGGGUCAGAGAAGACGUGGACCAGCAGUACGUCUUCUGACACCAGCCAGGACCGGUCACCCUCAGAGGAAAGCAUGUCCUCAGAGCCCACACCCAGCACGCUGCCUGCCAGCAGCGACUCUGAGACGUAUCUCUCCAUCAUUCACUCCCUGGAGACCAAGUUGUACGUCACAGAAGAGAAGCUCAAAGAUGUGACCGUCCGGCUAGAGAGCCAGCAGGGCCAGAGCCGGGAGGCGCUGCUGGCACUGCACCACCAGUGGGCUGGCACUGAGGCCCAGCUGCGCGAGCAGCUCCACACCAGCCUGCUCCAGGUUGGAGCACUGACUUCCCAGCUGGAGCAGGAGAGGCAGGAGAGGGCCAGGAGGGUCGAAGGUCAUGUUGGGGAGCUUGGGGACUUCCAGGUGAAAAACAGUCAGGCCUUGACCUGCUUGGAAAACUGCCGAGAGCAGCUAAGAUCUUUGCUGAGGGCUGGCCAGAAAGAUGAGCAGAAUGUGUGUGCUGCCUCCCUGGUCAGUGUGGAGAGCACCCUGGUCAGCGCCAUUCAGGCCCUGCAGCACUGGCCAGCCCCAGCCGACAGUGGGGCUGGUACCCAGCUGGAGGAGGGUGGCUUUAUGGGGAGCAGGGUGCCAGCUCCUUGGCGGCUGACUGAGCAGGAGCAGGUCAGGCUCCUUUCUGAACAAAUCACUCUGGAGGCCUCGCUGAUAAGCCAAAUAGCAGACUCUCUGAAGAACACCACGUCGGACAUCUCCCACGUUCUUCAGGAGAUUCCUCAAUCAGGACAGUUGCUGCUAGAGUCUGAGAGCACCACGGUCUCCACUGGGGCCCCUGCGGAUGCCUGGGCCAAGAAGGUGCUGGUGGACGGUGAGUUCUGGAGCCAGGUUGAAUCCCUGAGGAAGCACCUGGGGACGCUGGGAGGCGAGGCCGUCUCUGCGUCAGGAGGUGGGCAGCAGAGUGCCUCACAGGGUCUGGCUCCCAUACUGGCCAGUGCCACAUGGGUCAGAGCAGAGCUCAGCUUUGCCGCGCAGUCUGUGCGGGAGUCUCUUCGCCGCAGGCUGCAAAGUGUCCAGGAGACGCUGCAGGGGACCCAGACGGCCCUGCAGCAGCACCGGUGUGCCCUGCGGGAGGUCCUGGACGCCUAUCAGACCCCAGACUUUGAGAGGGUGAUGCGGCAGGUCUCAGAGUCCCUUAGGCUUCCAGCAGGCAUUGGGAAUGCCGUACCCGCAUCCUGGGAUCUGCGCCCCUCAGAAGGGCUGAGCCAAGACUCAGACGGCCCUCAGGAGACCUUUCAGUCAUCUGCCCAGAGCUCCAGGGCCCUGGUGGCUAUUCAGGAAGAGCUGGCCCAGCAGCUAAAGGAGAAGGCCAGUAUCUUGGAGGAGAUAGCCGCCUCUUUACCAUCGCUGCCGCCCGUGGCAGCUCUGAGAGAUUGCCAGAAACUGCUUCAGGUAUCCCAGACUCUCUCCUAUAGCACUUGUCUGGGCGGCCUGGGUCAGUAUUCCUCUUUACUGGUACAAGAUGCGAUUGUUCAGGCUCAGGUGUGUUAUGCGGCUUGCAGGAUCCGGCUGGAGUAUGAAAAGGAGCUCCAGGUCUGUAAGGAGUCCCAGCUGACCCGGGGUACCUUCUGCCUGGAGCCGGCCCAAGCUGUCAGGGUCCUGAGGGAUGAGUAUGAAGACCUUCUCCGCAAACAGAAGAGUGAGUACCUUGAAGUAAUCGCUGUCAUCGAACGGGAAAACACAGAGCUCAAGGCCAAGGUGGCCCAGCUGGACCAGCAGCAGCGGUGUCUGGAGGAGGCGGAGAGCAAGCACAGCGAGAGCAUGUGUGCCCUGCAGGGCAGGUAUGCGGAGGAGAUGCGCUGCGUGGCGGAGCAGCUGAGCAGAGCCCAGAGCUCACUGCAGGCCGAGCGCAGCCGGGUGCUGAGCCAGCUGGACGCCUCUGUCAGAGACAGGCAGGACAUGGAGCGGCAGCACGUGGUGCAGAUGCAGACACUAGAGGACAGGUUCCAGCUCAAGAUCCAGGAGCUGCAGGCCAUCCACGGGGAGGAGCUGCGGGCCCUGCAAGAGCACUGCUCACAGAGCCUGCGCUGCCUGCAGGAGACCCUCUGCCUCCACCAGGGCCAGCACCCCAGGGCCCUGUCGGCCCUCUCCACCUGCGGGGAGGCCAUGGAAGGGGAGGCCGAUUCCAUGAUGGGGCUGCGGGAACGCAUCCAGGAGCUGGAGGCCCAGAUGAACGCCAUGCGGGAGGAGCUGGGCCAUAAGGACCUGGAGGGUGACGCGGCCACACUGCGGGAGAAGUACCAGAGGGACUUUGAGAGCCUUAAGGCCACAUGUGAGCGAGGGUUUGCAGCAAUGGAAGAAACACACCAGAAGAAGAUCGAAGAUCUGCAGCGGCAGCACCAGCGAGAGCUGGAGAAGCUCCGGGAAGAGAAAGACCGCCUCCUGGCCGAGGAGACGGCAGCUACUAUCUCAGCCAUUGAAGCCAUGAAAAACGCUCACCGGGAAGAGAUGGAACGGGAGCUGGAGAAGAGCCAGCGGUCCCAGAUCAGCAGCGUCAACUCCGACGUUGAGGCCUUGAGGCGGCAAUAUCUGGAGGAGCUGCAGUCGGUGAAGCGGGAGCUAGAGGUGCUGUCCGAGCAGUACUCUCAGAAGUGCCUAGAGAACGCCCACCUGGCCCAGGCACUGGAGGCUGAGCGCCAGGCCCUGCGGCAGUGCCAGCGUGAGAACCAGGAGCUCAAUGCCCACAACCAGGAGCUGAACAACCGCCUGGCUGCAGAGAUUACACGGUUACGGACGCUGCUGACCGGGAAUGGCGGCGGGGAGGCUGCUGGGUCAUCCCUCACGCAGGGCAAGGAUGCCUACGAGUUGGAGGUCUUACUGCGGGUUAAGGAAUCAGAAAUACAGUACCUGAAACAGGAGAUCAGCUCCCUCAAGGAUGAGCUGCAGACAGCAUUGCGGGACAAGAAGUAUGCCAGUGACAAGUACAAAGACAUCUACACAGAGCUCAGCAUUGCGAAGGCAAAGGCCGACUGUGACGUCAGCAGGUUGAAAGAACAGCUCAAGGCUGCGACAGAAGCGCUGGGGGAGAAGUCCCCUGAGAGCUCCUCUGUGUCGGGAUAUGAUAUAAUGAAAUCUAAAAGUAACCCUGACUUCUUGAAGAAAGACCGAUCCUGUGUUGCCCGGCAGCUCAGAAACAUCAGAUCCAAGUCCGUAAUUGAGCAGGUCUCAUGGGAUAACUGAAACGCACCCGCUUCCAGGUCCCCGUCAUGUAGAGUCUGAAGGAAGGCCUGACCGUGCAGGAGCGGCUGAAGCUGUUUGAAUCCAGGGACUUGAAGAAGGACUAGCUGUGCCCUGUUCGACUUGAACACGCACCUUUCCCGGCUUGCGCAGCACAGCUCUACCGCUGCUUUUUGUCUGUACCUUUGUUUGUAUUAUUAUUAUUGUGAUUAUCGUCAUCUUUGACUGUGGGUCUGGAUGCAUGAGAGACUAGUUAUGGGUUGCUCACACCACUCCCUGCCGCGCUGAUUUAGACUUACUAUAGUCAUCAAAGCUUUUUUCCCCCAUGGUUUUCUGAAAUUAGUCCAGCAGUGGGGGCUGGGCAGGGCCAUCCCUCCAGGGGGCAUCUGUGUGAGAGCCCUUCCUUGCUGUCACCCGUGCUCACUGUCAGUAUUAAGGCUCCGCAGCCUGUUGAUAAGCUAGCCUGUCUCCCGAGUGCUGGUGUGGAAGCAGGUCCGCAGCCAGCAUGCCGCAGGGCAGACGUAAAAGUCUUUUGGACGUCUAGCUCGGCCUGGAUCACAGCACUGACUACCUGACUCGAUGGCCUAGCGCUAGAGGGGACAUGCACUGCCUUCUGAGGACUGCGUUUGUACUUGUCCCACUGAUGCAGCUUAGAAUCACAACCCAGAUAAUCGUGGCAAACUUUUCACAACCUGGAAAAUGUUGAAAGCAGUCAUUCCUAUUUUUGUUUGUUUUUUUAUUAAAUCUUGCACAAAAUCCCCAGCCCCUCUCAUUCCUUCCUUCCUCUGCUUGCCCCUUUGUUGGUCUUUUCACAACUACUGAAAUGGUGGCCUGCAGCCUGGGGUUCAGACUGACUGUAAGAAAGGUGAAUUUCCCUCAGGGAAUCACUCAGAAGAGGAAAAGUUGGUGGGGGGCGGGGGGGGUGUUUGUUUGUUUAAACAGUUUAUUUACCUUUUUGGAAAGAAACUGUCAUGUCGCUCUGGACGAGGCAGAUAAGAAAGUGCAGAGGGCGCCGGACCCAGUGAGAGUCCCGUGGGCAUGUGGGCAGGACCCAGUGAGAGUCCCGUGGGCAUGUGGGCAGGACCCAGUGAGAGUCCCGUGGUAUGUGGGCAGGGUUCUGCACUUGCUUAAUUAGCCUGAGCUCUGAAAGUUCUCUUACAGCAUUUACCUUCCAGAGAGCCCAGUUAAAGUAAAUCUAUAUUAACAAUUUUGCUUUUUCUAAUAACUUGAGCAAAGAUCUUUUUAACUCCGCAAGAUGUUCUGUAGCACGUCCUGAAAAAUCUCUUAAAUUGGAGUUCCUCAAGGAGUAGAGACAGACCCGGCCUGGGGGACCAGGUCUGCUUGUAGGAGGGCGUCAUCAGCCUGUGAUAUUGGGGAUGCCUCUGCUCCCCUGGUCUGCUGGUUUGUUGCCAGGGAUUUGUAUUAAGGCCUCAGUGGGUUUGAUGGUUCUUGUGGGUACAUUGCUUUGGGGUUAAAAAUCUAGAAAUCUUGGUUCAGUUUCUGGAUUAAGUUAAUGAACAAGGUCAUCUAGGAAAGUCUGGCAUUGCCCUAUGGGCAGCAGGGAGGGCUUAAGCCCUGGAUCUGUGUGUUUGAGACUCACACCCAGGUACUCACUUCUGUCUGGAACAAAUGCAGGGCUGUUUGCUGGCAUCAAGACUCCCCUUCCCACAAGUGUUGCAAGGGCUCAGCCCACACCUUCCCUUCUUUGCUACUUACUACUCUUCCAUGUUUUUAACAGCAAGAAAAAAGUAGGUUUGUUUACAAAUCUUAUGUGAGCCAGGCACGGUGGCACGUGCUGUGGUCCCAGCAACCCCAGAGGUUGUAGCAUGCUGUGCUUGUGACACCCCAACCUGUUUACACUGGCAGCACUUUGAGAAGCGGCCCUUCCAGUGUCAUGCUCUGAAUGAGAACGUGCAGGAGUACUGGGGAUGCUGUGGUCCCUACCAGCCUCCAUUCUCUCUCAAAGACCCUGCUCCACUGCAGGCAGGUCCUUGACAUGAGGCAGGAUCUAACCGGAGGGAAGCAUGGCUGCCCUGGGCCCCAGGCACUUGUUCUCUUGUCCCUCUCUGAAGACCCCCCACCUCACUGCCUGGCCCACCCAGGCAGUUUUCUCUAUGACCAUCGCUGCUGCCCCUGGGGACCCUCUGGCCCUGCAGCAGCUCCUCCUGCCUCUGAGGGGUUGUGCCUUCAGCCCUUGCAGUGCUUUGGAUAAAAGCAAGUUUGCCUAUGGGUCAAAAGAGCCUUUUAUUCAUUUUUCUUCAUCACUUACCCCUUGAGGCUGGACCUCAAGAAUCCUGGGAAGUGAAAAAGUUGAGCUAUAGUGUUUGGGGCUGGAGCAGAGCCCUGAAAAGACAGGCGAGCUGGCAUCUGUGUCCUCCUAGCACCAUAGGCCUCUGCAGAAAGUCCCACAUUCAGCCUGGAGACAGAAGGAUUUGGUCUCCCGGGGCUGGUCAUGGGUGUUGCCAGGAGUAGGUGCUGAGCCAGUAGAGAAAAGGGGACACUGGAGUUCCUCUUUGGCUGCAGCUUCCCAACCCGCCCCACACACACACACACAUUGUCCUUGCACUGAUGAGGAGAGUGUCACCGUGACGCUUCACCUAGGUCAGUCCCGCCCUUUAGCUGGAGUGCACCAGGCAGAAAGGACAGUGAAGAAGUUAUUCAUGUGCCCGAUGAGUCCCAGGAGCACAGAAUGUUGCCCCCCCUGGCAGCACUGGCAUAGGUGUUACUGCUGACCCAGGUGGUCUCCUCCACCAGGCAGGUCCUUGGUGUGUCCCUCCCACUGCUCCCUGCAGGCGUGUAGAUCCCCUGGGAAGGAGGGAAGCGCGUGAAUUCCAGAGAACAGAGAACAAACGCAGAGGUGGAGGGGACUGGUGUCUGCUGCUGGAGGGCAUGCCUGCGGGCAGCUGUGGGCAGCAGGCUAUCAGGACUGGGCACUGCCAGGCCGCAGGGAGCCUGCCCCGCUGCCCUGGUGAAGAGGCAGCUAUGUGGACAGGCUUCCCAGUUUCAAAUGUGUUCCUACAGUUAACCUCACUUAUAACCUGCAAGUCAGCUGUGCCCGACAUACUAAUGGGAACACUGAUUUGACUUCUUCUGGUGGCUUUGUGAGCACAUAACAAACGACAUUACGUGUGUCCAGACACCUGUGGUCAUUGCUGGUCAUGUUACUUCAUGCACAUGAGUGGCGCCCAGUCCCCCAGUGCUGCCUGCAGACUCCCAUGCAGGUGCAGGGCAUGGGGGUGAGGAGGGUCACAGACUUAUCGCUGUGGAAACUGAAAGCUGUGCUAAACGUGUCAGAAGGAGGCCAAACGUCUAGGGGUGACGGGAGGAGCCGUGUCCUGAAGGUUAGGGUUUACUAAGCAAGAACUGAAGUUAGAGAGGCUCUCCUUUUGAAUCCAGCAAGUGCAAAGGCAGGAAGAACCAAGAACAGACCCUGACGGUCUGCGUGGGUGAUGCGGGGUAUUGUCAAGAGUCUGCAUCAGCAGUGAGAUGGGGGCAUUUGCUGCCUGAGCACACCCCCCUCACCGCAGGCCAGCCUAGGAAGAGAGAAGGGAAUCGCACCACUGUGACCCUCAGAAUGAGCCUGAAGGGGUCUGACCCAUAGGGGAGCAAAGCCUUUUUAUGGGAUGUAUUUUACUUCAUUCAUUUCACUGUGGGGUAGAUGGACCUCUGACUUGCAGCCACACAGACAUGUGCUCAGAGUUGGGCGUGCUCCUCUUCCCCACCGACACCUGGCUGUCUGCAGGCGGGCACAGACAGCAGAGCGUGGCUGCCCAGUGUGCAGGGCCCUGGGGGCUGGUCGCAACACCUCACCCACACAAGCAGGCAGCCACUGCGGGCCCCCUCUGGGCUGACCCGUGCUGCGUGGCCUGUGGCCUGGCUCUGCCGUCCUGCUCCUCUGUGUGACCUACGGCUGUGUUAAUGUCUGGCUGCACACUGGCUUUCUCCCAGCCACUCACUGGCUGAUUUGUCCAAGUUUUAUUGCAGUUAUCUUUCAGAGUGAAAAGAAUGUAACCUAGCAACAUUUAUUUUUCAUGAAAAUAAGAGUUUGGUUAUUAUUGUCCUAAAAAGCUUGGAAUUUAAGACUUUGUAACAUAAUUUUUUUUAAAAGCUAACAAAACCUAUGACCCCUUAUGACCAAGAAAGGGGGAAAGAAAGUAUUUUCAAAAUUUUAUAAAGAAUGGAAAUGUAUGAUACUAUUCUUCAAAGGAAUUUAAUGUUAAAAUUUUAUUUUUUUUGUUUGAGAUAGAGUCUCACUCUCAACUCUGGUAGAGUGCCAUGGCGUCAUAGCUCAUAGCAACCUCAAACUCCUAGGCUCAAGUGAUCCUCUUGCCUCAGACUCCCAAAUAGCUAGGACUACAGGUGUGUGGCACAACGCCCAACUAGUUUUAAUAGAGACGGGGUCUUGCUUUUGCUCAGGCUGGUCUUGAACCCGUGAGCUCAGGCAAUCCACCCGCCUUGGCCUUCCAGAGUGCUAGGAUUAUGGGUGUGAGCCACUGCACCUGGCCUCAAUGUUGAAAUUUCAAAGAAAUGUUUGGCAAUUUAAUGAGAAACUUCCCCUUCCCUGGAAACUUUAUUCAUUCAUAACAUCUCACACCCUAGAUGUCCUGAAUAGUUGAGUCAAUACAGCCUUUGUAUAAGGAAUCUGCCUUUAAACCAACCUUCACCUGUUGCCCAGAUGUCCAUUUUGGAACACUGAGAGAUGACACAUGUCAGAAGGGACUUUGUUCCCCCUUCCUACUGACAGGAUGGACCCUGUGUUUUCUCUAUUUGUCUGAGAUGAGUGAACAAAUUUCAGUGUCUUGGCAAAACUGCCUUGACUCUUACUGAAAAGCAUUGGGAAGACGGCUACUGGGAAAUUACUUAUUCAAAAGGUUCUAAAGUUAAGGUGUUUGUACACUGUUUCCCACCUCUGCUCUUAAAGGAAGAGUUCCUGGACUGCUCCGCUUGGCAUCUGUUUUCUCGAGGAUGAACAUGAGGCUGCUGCCGGUGUCCACACAGCCAGGCCCGAAGCUGACCACAGGCAGCACACCCCUUUUUUCCUCGGGCUUGUCUGUGUCAUCAAGUCCUUAAAGGCGUAAGCUCAGAUGUUAGACUUCUAAUCCUGUGCGAGGGGUCUUCUUAGGUCAGAAGGUCAGGCCACCCUCCGUGGGAGGUGCCACACGUGGUGCUCAUGCACGGUCUCGUGUGCUUUACACACAGUUUUCAGCAUGGUCACACUUUCCACAGAUGAGAACAGAGAGAGUCAGCCUUGGGUAAGGCCUGGUGAAUUUCAGUUUUCUGAAAUCUGUCUGCCAUGGAAAAAACCCUGCUCAUGGCUCUUAACAGUUUCAAGGAAGAGUACAUCUCCCUUCUCUGAAGUCCUUCAGCUCUGAGUAUGGGAGUUAAUAGCUCAACACCAGGCCAUCCCCGUGUGGGACAGGCCCCUGUGGGCGUCUCAGGGCGGUGUCCUCUGGAGGUUCAGGCACAGCCCCUGAGUGCUGCUGCUGCAGGCUCAGCGUCACUUGCAAUGUUUCUGUAUUUAAAAGCAACUGUGUUUAUUUUCUUUAAAAUAACGUGUAUAUUAUUGAGAGCAAGCAGUGUAAAUAUUACUGAGAAGUUACUGCAGGGAUUUUUUGUGACAGUUUGUAUGGGUUUUUAAGAAAAUCUUCUAUACAUUUCCUUUUUUAUGAUGGAGAGAACUGCACCAUUGAACCCCACCUGUACUACAAGGAAUGUUUUUAAUGACUGUUCUUUUUAAAAGCUUUGGACGUUCAGCAGAUGGCUUUUAAAAAUGUAUACAAUUUCUAAAAUAACGAUAACCCUACAUCCAUAAAUUAUUUUGAAUUAGAAGAAUUCUGCAUUACCUGUUCUUGGUAGAGCCAAUCAGAAAAAUAAAGAAAAAUGGUAGCUGCAUCUUGACCAGACUAUUUCACACAUAAUUUAAGUCUUGUAGAGAUUUGGCUUGAGGCCCUGCUGGUCGCUGCCAACAUUCCUGACCACUCGCUGUGCAAAGCCACUGAACUGUCUGGCUUCCUGGCUGUCUGGUUACACUGUGUAAUUUCUAUGGUGGCCACAAAACUUAUCAUGCAUCUUAUUUUACAAUAAGGAGUCAUAGAAUCCAGUAGUGUUCUGUGUGCACAGGCACAGGUGAGCCCCCUCUGCAGCCUCGGUGAGGGGGCAUCCCCAGGACAUAGCUGGAGUCACCUAAGGAAAGGACAUUCCAGAAAAGCAAUCUUCAGACACAGACCACCUGCAGCCGGCUGCACCAACACACCCCGCCCCUUCUGCAGUGAAAAGGUCUUGUCACAUAGGAUAGGUUGUGAAGAAUACUUAGAUCACUGUUUGUUAGGUUUAUAUCACAGCUUCAAUUAAAAUGGAUUUUAAAGGCUUUUAGGAUUUACCAUUAGUAUUAACAGCUUAUCUACUGACUUAUUUUAGGAUUCAAUACCAGUGAAGUGAUAAGAAUUAAUUCAUGUUGUUUUCCUAAGGUAAUAUUUAUAAAAAGCAAAGCAUCCAUGUAGCUUCUUAACAGUUAUCAUUCUUAAUGAUUUUUCUCACCAUUCUUCAGGGUGAAUGUCUCAAUCCGACGACCAGAGACAAAACACAGUAUGCCACACUACAAGGGCACAAAUACAUGAACAAAGUAGAAACGUGGGUGAUUUUCCUCAACUGUGACAAGUUUGGAAAUGAUUCAUAGAAUCACUUCUGUCACAGCUAAGGAUCUCAGCAGUCAAGUGGUAAAUGCUCAGAGAACAAGCUUGUAUACAUUUAACUGGUGUUUAAUUUUACUGUUCUAAUACUAAAUGAUAAUGCUCGCCACACUAAAAAUUAUGUGCAGAAGAAAACAAGCCCAAAUGAGCAAGGCAGGUUGUUGAGCACAGCUUCCCCGGGAGCUGGCAUAGGCCUCGUAGGUCUCGGGACUGAGGGGCAGACCCCUGGGUGGGUCAGCUUCUGUCAGACCAGUGUCCUGAAGAGAAGGCCUUGCUAGUUGAGCUGCUCACGCUUGCUUUUUUUUUUUUUAACAAUUCAAAACUAUGGCUUAGUUUGAGGCUUUUUAAGUGUGUGAUUAACUGUUUAUAACAAUUGAAGUGUUACUUUGUCAAAAUAUUUAUUCCUUUGUGUGACAUGCUAGAUUCCCUUGGGUGUAGCUGAUCAUUUUUAUUUUGUAAAUACUACCUAACUUUACAUAAACUAUAUCAUAAUAAACUAUUUUUGCAUCACCUUUG